Molecule: messenger RNA, 1268 nt
Organism: Tripterygium wilfordii
Lineage: Eukaryota; Viridiplantae; Streptophyta; Magnoliopsida; Celastrales; Celastraceae
Product: chlorophyll(ide) b reductase NOL, chloroplastic
Exons: 13
Coding region: 173-1222 (349 amino acids)
Molecular function (GO): oxidoreductase activity
Source: RefSeq, a predicted model, not a curated record
CCAUGGGCUAAGCUGUCUGCCACUGACUUACGGCCUAUAUCUGCCCAGAAAAUAUAGGCCCACAACAGUGAAAGCCCAUGUGUUAUGCCCGUUUGGCCUUCUUAAGCGAAGGCCGGUGUAACGCAUAUAAGUUAUCCGUUAAGACCCUGGAGGUUGAGCAGAGCUCGCACCGAUGGCGAUGACUGCUACUUCCACCACUUCCUUUCCUCUUCCUUUCUCUCCACAAAGCUAUACCCAUUUUUUCAAUCCUCGGUUUCAUCCCCAAUUUGGGAGAGACUUUGGUUCCCGCCAAAGACCAUUCGUUCUCAGAAGCUCUAGAAAUAGUUCUAAGAAUGUUGCGAUUCGGAGUUAUCCAAGAGUGAGAGCCGCCCAAGAACCUUCCGGCAAGAGAGAGCCCAUGGUGCCUCCUUACAAUGUUAUCAUCACGGGUUCAACUAAAGGGAUUGGGUAUGCACUGGCUAAAGAGUUUCUGAAAGCAGGCGACAACGUCGUAAUCUGCUCAAGAACUGCUGAACAUGUGGAGUCUACUGUUCAUAGCCUGAGAGGAGAAUUCGGGGAGCAGCAUGUCUUGGGUACAAAAUGUGAUGUCAGAAAAGCUCAGGAUGUGAAAGAUUUGGUGGCUUUUGCAAAACAAAAUCUGAAAUACAUUGAUAUAUGGAUUAAUAAUGCAGGAUCUAAUGCUUAUAGCUUUAAGCCUCUGACUGAAGCUUCAGAUGAGGAUUUGAUUCAAGUUGUCACCACAAACACCCUUGGCUUGAUGAUAUGUUGUCGAGAGGCAAUAAAAAUGAUGAUGGACCAACCUCGAGGGGGCCACAUAUUCAACAUUGAUGGAGCUGGUUCAGAUGGACGACCAACCCCCAGAUUUGCUGCAUAUGGUGCGACCAAGCGCAGUGUGGUGCAUUUGACAAAAUCACUGCAGGCUGAGUUGCAGAUGCAAGAUGUUAAAAAUGUUGUUGUCCAUAAUCUCUCGCCAGGAAUGGUCACAACUGAUCUUCUCAUGUCUGGUGCAAAUACAAAGCAGGCCAAGUUUUUCAUUAAUGUUUUGGCAGAACCAGCAGAAGUGGUGGCAGAGUACCUUGUCCCAAAUAUUAGAUCCAUCCCUGCCAACGGAUCGAUGAAGGCAACUUACAUUCGUUUUCUCACUGGGAUCAAAGCAUAUUCCCAAAUAUUCUCAAGACUAGCUUUUGGUGCAAGAAGAAACAGAUACGUCCUUGAAGAUUGAAAAACGUUUUGAGGCUUGAAUAUGGAACUCUGGUUUUUCUUUAAGG